UUGUUCCUCCCUCUCUCUCGAAACUUCUUCGAGCAGAGGAGGGAGUCCGCAAGACGAAAAAGAAGCCCAAAAGAAUACUAGAACAGAGAAGGAAGAGCAGAGGAGAUAUAAAGAAUCCCCGACAGCCCCUUCGAUCUCGAUCGAUCUCGAUCGAGAGAGAGAGAUGGAGGAUUUCUGGUGGAAGAUAUAUCGGGGGGACCCGGGGGUGCCGCACACCAACCCGGAUCGGAUCGUCAGCACAUGCGUGCGCACCUUCGCCUUCUCCGCCGUCGCCUGCUUCAACUCCUUCACGAGGCAGCAGCUCUCCCACCACUUCAAUUGGGAUGAUAAGGCCCUGAUGUUCGAUCACCACCAUCGGAAGAAAGCUAUGGAGAAGCAGCAGCAAAUCAGUUUUGGAAAGAGUAAAGGAGCAAGCGAUCAUGGGAAUUAUGCUGCUUCAGUUGGCCAGUCUACAUCCACUAGCUGAAGUGCUGCUAAUAUGUUUCUUCUGAGUUUCAUUUGGAUAUAGAAUAGGUAACAAUGGAAUAAGUAGCUCUGAGUGUUCAUGGUUUGGGUCAUCUGGAUAGGCUUUCAGGCAUGGAACUUUUGUGGAUGAACAAGCUGCAUACUAUAUCAUUUUCUAAAUGUAUUUGGAGUCGUUUCUUUUUGUCAUCGUUUAAUUGUGCCAUUAAAUCAACCUGCAUUGCAUUGGUUGUUCAGAGAUAAUAUUUGCAUAGUAUAUGUUCACUGUUGUGGACUUUUUGGUCCCUUACUUUUAAA
This is a messenger RNA of Phoenix dactylifera (date palm), 759 nucleotides long. RefSeq lists its product as uncharacterized. The record is from RefSeq and is a predicted model, not a curated record. Lineage: Eukaryota; Viridiplantae; Streptophyta; Magnoliopsida; Arecales; Arecaceae.